CCAGCCAACGGCGCCUGCAGGGACCGUCUGCCAAGAGUGUGGCGUGAGAGGCGGAGCCGCGCGGCUCCCGGGGCGGGGCGGCGGCGCCGGGUCAGCUGACCCGGAGGACUGAGCCCAGAAGCCGGGUCCCGCGGCGGAUCCCGAAGUGGAACCCUCACCGGCCUCGCCUCGGUGCACCAGCGUCCUCCCUCCCUCCUGCAAGAUCCCUCCGGGCCGGGACCCUCUCUCUGCAGCCAUGAUCCGGAGGAAACUGGGUGCUGGCAACUUCUCCAGCUGCCCCAAUGGCUCCGUCCUGUGGAUAUGGGACUUGUUUCAUGAGUGUGCCCAGGACGGCUGGGACGAGGCCAGCGUGGGUCUGGGCCUGAUCUCCAUUCUCUGCUUCACUGCAUCCACCUUCCCCCAGUACAUCAAGGCCUGCAAGACGGGCAACAUGGACCAGGCCCUGUCAGUGUGGUUCCUCCUGGGCUGGAUCGGUGGAGACUCCUGCAACCUCAUCGGUUCCUUCCUUGCUGACCAGCUGCCCCUGCAGACCUACACGGCUGUGUACUAUGUCCUGGCCGACCUGGUGAUGCUGACCCUCUACUUCCACUACAAGUUCAAGAAACGCCCCUCUCCGCUGCCUGGCUCCAUCAAUUCUGUGCUGUUGUUCAUCUUGGGGACCGUGUGUAUCACACCAUUGCUGAGCAGCGCUGGCCCUGUGACUGCCCCAAGGAAAGGCUUCCAGGGGCGGAUGCUUCUGUCCGUGGAACCGGGCAGUAAGCCCUUCACGAAUCAGGAGAUCAUCGGCUUCGUCAUCGGCUCCGUGUCCAGUGUGCUGUACCUGCUCUCUCGGCUGCCGCAGAUCCGCACCAAUUUUCUGCGCAAGUCGACCCAGGGAAUCUCCUACUCGCUGUUUGCGUUGGUGAUGAUGGGGAACACACUAUACGGGCUGAGCGUGCUGCUCAAAAACCCCGAGGUGGGCCAGAGCGAGGGCAGCUAUGUGCUGCAUCACCUGCCCUGGCUCGUGGGCAGCCUGGGUGUGCUGCUGCUUGAUACUAUUAUCUCCAUCCAGUUCCUGAUGUACAGGAAAGCCACCGAGGCUGCCCCUGCAGAGCGCGAGCCCCUCCUGCCCAGCUGACCGGCGCCAGGAUGAGCCCAGGAUGGCGGGGACCUCCAGAUACCAUCCCCAGCGGGAGAGGUGCGGGCAGCGACAGUGCUGCCACCCCAGACCUGGGGCUCCUCUCAGCUGUCCUCCCUCCCCAGUGCCUCUGAUCCCUCCUGGGGACUGACUCUUCCAGAAGCAAGACAGGCCCAGGACUGGCCCACCCAGCGAACACCUCCCAGGUCAAAGGCAGCUAGCUGCUCUAACCACGGAGACCCGGGGUUCAGCCACCCCUCUACCUAUCUACCUCACGCUGCCUGCGUACCCCCGGGGCCACGCUGUGGUGAAACAACCCAGGACUGUCCCAAGGACCUGAUGCGACCUAGAACAUGUACCUUCCAGCAAGGCCUGGCUCUGCAGCUGUCUCCUUGGGUGCUGGGGUCUGGGCUUUUCUGGGAAAUGGUGGUAGAUGGAGCCCUGGUGGGAGGUGAGGUGGGGGGGGGCGUGUUUGCCUGUACCCCGGCCCCGCCUCCCAGAGUCCCUGGUUCUCUCAUCUUCAUCUCUGUGCCCCUGUCACAUGCCGCAGAGUGAGAAUGAUGUCCCGCAGGGCUGCUCCUGCACCUGCAAGGGCGGGAGACGCACAGGAGUAGCAGGGUGUGGCGGGGCACAGGAGGAUGGGCACAGGAGGACGGCAGUUCAGCCCCACAGUGUGACAGUCUGGCGUGUGGUCAAGGCUCGGGUGGCUCUGCUUUUUUGGUUGGCAAUGAGGGAUAGCCAGCUCUCCCUGGAGGUCAGGUGCCUGCCUGCCUUUAGGAGGCGGAGUCCAGCCCAGCCUGUGUUUCCAGACCUGUCAUUCUGCCUCCUGUCUUGUUGAUGACACUAGGAACCUUGACUUCAGAGGAGCCAACUCCCUUUUGUGGGUCUCAUUCUGGCUCCACUCGCCCCCCCGCCCCCGAAGUCCAGAAACUACACUAGGCUCGGGCACCUGGGGCCACUUGGCAAACCGAGAAGUGUGCUUGGGACUGAGGCUUUGUGUUAGGACCCUGGAGGGACCGCAGCCUACGCUGGUGCUCUAGGGGUUUGGUGAGGUGCCCACCCCUACCCGCUGGGCUGUGCUGUGUGUCGGGCUGCAAUGAUUGAGCUCUACUUGCUGUGCUGAAGCUGAGAAGGCUGUGACCAGGCCGAGGUGACACGGGCUGAGACCUGGAGGUGGAGCCAGCUCCCGAAUGGGUAGACUCGACCUGCCCCAGAGGGCAGGAGGCCACCGGGGAUGGAGCCAUUCAGAAGGCUGCCUGCCAAAAGCCUUCCUGAAGGACAGCCAGGUCCUGGGGACAGGGCUCACGGCCCAGGCCAUGGGCAAGGUACUCUGGUUGGGGAAGUUCCUCUGGCUGGAGAUGAGGAGGUUGGCCCUGGGGUCUGAGGCUUGGGCCCAUUAUGCAGGCAGGGCCAGCCUCCCUGCCUCCUCUUCCUGGUGAGUCUGCCAAGCCCUGGCGGCCUGCUGCUGGGGUACCUUGCAGACUUGCUGGACCUGACUGGGCCUCAUCCCCAUGGCUCCCUCUGCUGGGUAGAGUUGUGAUGGUCAGGCUCAGGGGACCGGUGGCCAGCUAGGGGUGGCAAAGGUUUGGCACCCAUCCUCCAGCCUCUAGCUCUGCCUGGGCUGUAUAAAAAGGUGUCCCAGGCCCCGAUCACUGCCACUGAUGGCUGGUGCAUGUUUCAGGUGCCGCUUCUGGGGCUGGGAUCUGGCCUGAUGCCAAAGUCGGGGCCAGGUCGCACCCUUCCUGGCCUGAAGACCCUAGGGGUCUGUGUGGCAGCAAGAGCCUCAAGUGCAGGGCUGAACUGAAGCUGGGUGGGAGGAGAAUGAAAUGACACAGCCCCUGUCCCGAGAAGCCCUGGCAGGUGAGGGUGACAGCAUUUCUGCCUGCAGGAAUCAGCCAGACCUCGCCCAGCUCACAGAGCGCUAAGGUUCCCUGCUCAGUAGGGCCUGGACUGAUGGAGACGUGGCCCUUGACCCUUCGAGUCCCUGUUCCCUGGAGGCCCCUGUUCUUGGGGAAUGCCCAGUCUGUGUGGCCUCUCCAGUCCUUGGGUCCUCAGCCUUUGCAGGCCCACAGGGGAGUGAGUCAUAGUGACGAGGCUGGAGGAACCUGGUGCCCCGUCCCAGGGUGACUUGUUCAUACCCUGGCUCUAACCUUUGCUCAGGGGAGACCUGGUGACAUGCUCAGUGGACAGGGGUGGGGUUGUAUGGGGAACAGACUUCUGGGUCCCACACGCUGCAUUCCAAGCAUGUGCAUCCUCUGGUGAGCCCUGAGACCUGGGUGCCUGUCCCCAGCCUCGGUUCCUUCACUCCACGGGAUCACCAGUCAUGUUAGCCUCAGGGUACGGUUUUGACGAUGAAAUGAAGUGCAUGGGUGGCUCCUGGCCUGCACCUGCUCCUGGGAUGGACAGGUGGAUACAUGAUGGCUCUGUUAGCUUAUUCAGCCCAAGGGGGUGGGCCAGUCCCUCCAAAUGUCCCUACUGUGGCAGGCUACAUUUUCUGAAUGAGGUGCCACAUACGAAUGCCUCCUGGUGUCUGGCCCAACACCCCACAGACACACGGCUUCUUUGCCUCCCCUGGGCCCAGGGCCAGCUGGCUGAUGGCUGGGCACGUUCCGCAGUGAGCAGAAGAGAGGGGCCCAGAGGCCUAGUCCUCUACACUGGAGCCCAGGCCCCAGCGGUUAUUUCUUACACCUGGGAUGUUCUGAGAUGACAGGGUCUUUCGAUCUCCCCUUCUGCACAAGUGAAAUCUUCAGCUCACCCCUUUCCAUCCCUUUCCCAUCUGCCUCGGCUCUCAUCGUAGCCCAGUGGCUACCAGGCUUCAGCUAGGCUCUGAACGAUAUUGAAAUAGCGUUAACUGAUAGUGUGUGGUUGGGAUUACUUUGGCCUGUGGGUUAAUCCAGCUGAUGGCUACUGAUGGAGUCCCCUAGCACCACGACAGCUCUGAGAACAGUCGUUUCCGUUGUGUCCCCUUCCUCAGCCCCAUUAUUGUGGGGCUGGGGCAUUAUUGUGUCCCAUUAUUGUGGACAGAGAGUGCAUCCGGGUCACCAGGUGUUCCCAGUACAGAGUAGGUGCUCACACUGUCCCUCGGGGGCUCUUGUCCCAGUGCUAGCUACUUGGGGUCAGGCAGUGCCCUUCCUGACCUGAAGACCUGGGAGCUCCUUGUGCAGCAUGAACCCCAAGUGCAGGUCUGAAUUGGAGUCAAACUGGAGUGCAGGUGACAGGGACGUCACCAAGCACCGAACUACUGAGCUGUGCAUGAUGUGAAUAUGCUCAAUAAACUUUUUGAAAAACAA
Molecule: messenger RNA, 4407 nt
Organism: Cavia porcellus (domestic guinea pig)
Lineage: Eukaryota; Metazoa; Chordata; Mammalia; Rodentia; Caviidae
Gene: Slc66a1
Product: solute carrier family 66 member 1
Exons: 8
Coding region: 236-1117 (293 amino acids)
Cellular component (GO): lysosomal membrane
Molecular function (GO): L-lysine transmembrane transporter activity
Source: RefSeq, a predicted model, not a curated record